ACAGACUCCCAAGACGAUGGUGCCGAAGAACAUCCAACAUGCUUGCUGGCAAGAAGGUACAAGAGCCUUCACAAAUAUGAAUACCAGUACGAAGCAGAGUCCCUGAAUGCAAUUAAAGGAGCUUCCAAUCUCAUGAAUGGACCCAAGUGCUCUUGCAAGGUCGAGAUUGAAGUUCCUCAGACUUGCAGCUACAUCCUGCGCACCACAGGCUGUAGCUUGAGGGAGGUUGUUGAUAUGGACGCAGAGGGAAAACCUGUGUUCGGACCUGCCCCCGGAUCUGAUGCCUUUACUGCUGCCAUGGAGAAACAUCCUCUGAAGGUUGUGGUUGAGGGAGUGUAUGAUGUGAAACUGUACCCUGAGGAGGAUGAGUCCGUGACCAUCCUGAACAUUAAGAAAGGUAUCGUCUCUGCUCUUGCCGUGCCCCUGCUGGAAGAGGAGAACAACAAGAAAAUGCCCACCAUCCACGGCAUGUGCAAGACCAACUACAAAGUCAACGCUAUGGAGGACAUCGCUACUGACAUCACUCUCAACAGGGACUUGUCCAAAUGCGACCACUUCAUCCCCCAGAGGGACCACACCAGCCCCCUGGCCCUCAUCUCUGGCAUGCACUAUCCUCUUGCUCAGCUGAUCAGAAGCUCCCAGACCUGCAACUACAAGUUUGACAAUGACAAGAAGCACAUGACCUCUGGCGCCUGCACUGAGAACCACAUCCUGGUGCCUUUCUCUCACAAGGGAGAGUAUGGAGUUACCAACGUUGGCAAGCAGUUCCUGACUCUGCUGGAGGUUUCCACAUACAAUGAGAGAGUUUUUGACCACAAUGUGGCCAACCUUAAGGGUCUGCCAAUGGAGGCUGCUGAGGACAAGAGCGUUGUUCAGGACAAGGAUGCUCCUCUGGCUGUCCUGAGGGAACUGGCCACUCUGUCCAACGGUGAGAAGAGAGCCCACCUCUUCCAGCAGCUUGUGAGCAUGGUCCGUGGAAUGAAGGCUGAGACCCUGAGCCCUGCUAUCCCCGAGGCACUGAAGAUAUCCGGACCCCUGACCUACCAGGUUCUGGCCCAGUGCGGUACCCCCGAGUGCAGCAGUGCCAUCAUGCAGAUCCUCAGGACCUUUGACAACUCUGCCUUUGAGGUUGAUGCCAUCGUGUUCGCUAUGGGACUGGUCCCCAACCCCUCUGCCCUCCUGGUCAACGACAUGCUGGCUAUGGCACGGUACAAGCAGAGCAAGCCUAUCCUGUAUGCCCUGAGCAAUGUUGUCAAGAGGUUCUACAAGGCCGAGGGCAAAGUGACCCCUGAGAUCGAGGCUGUUGCUGAGUUUGCUGUUGCCCAGCUGGGUGACUGCACCGGUGACACGGAGCAGAAAUUCCUGAUCCUGAGGGUUAUUGGUAACAUGGCUGCAGCCAUGGGAGCCGCCAGUCCUGCCCUGAAGUCUGCUGUGAUCCAGUGUGUAAAUGAGCCCGCCACUUCCCUGGAAGUCCAACAGGCUGCCAUUCAGGCAUUCAGACAGACCCCUGUCCCUGAGGAGGGCAGAGAGGUGCUCAUGCAGGUUCUUUUGAAUAGUGCUAGCCCCCUGCAGAAGCGCGUUGCUGCCUACCUGGUGCUGAUGAAGGACCCCCAGCCUGCUGAACUAGCUCAGCUGGCCUCCGCUCUGCCCAUCGACGAAGACCAGCAGGCCAAGAGCUUUGUCAUCUCCCACCUGACUAACAUACUGGCAUCCACAGCAGUGGAGACCCAGGAGCUGAGACAGAAAAUUCUUGAUGCCCUGCAGGGCAAUGAGGUUGGAACUGUCAUGGAUCCCACCAAGUUCUCCCGCAACUACAUGAUUGGAUCUGUGCAAGGAAAUAUGCUCUUUGAGGGCACCAGCUAUCUGCCCAAGGAAGUCAUGCUGGAGAUGACCCUGAAGGCCUUUGGCUACAAUGUGGACAUGAUGGAGGUUGGCAUGGAAGGCAAAGGACUUGAGCCAACUGUUGAGGCUUUGUUCGGAGAGAACGGAUUCUUCCCUGACACGGUUCUAAAGAUCGUCUACUUCGUUUCUGACAAGAUGCCCCUGCAGGUCAAUGAGGUCAUGAAGAGGAUGAUGCCCGCUCUGAAGAAAGACAGAAUGAAGAGACAGGCUUCCCAGAACAUCGUGAGAGAAAUCGGCCGCAACCUCAACAGACUGGUCAGGGAUCUGAAGGCUCAGGAGUCCCCUGAGGCUAUGAUUUACCUGAGACUGCUGGGAAAUGAACUUGGAUACCUGAAGACCAAUGAGCUAGAGAAGAUGGCCUACUCUGCUGGUCUGAUGAUUGACAACGUACUCAAAAUGUUCCCCACUGAUCUGAUGAAGGGACUGAUGACCAACGCUGACAAUGAAGUCUUCGCCCAUUACAUCUUCAUGGAUAACGAAUUCUUCCUGCCAACUGCCACUGGUGUGCCACUGAAGAUUGCCCUGUCUGGUACCUUCACCCCUGGCAUCAAGGGAGGACUGCACAUUACACCCGACAUGAGCGAGGUCUCCUUCAUGCCCUCCGCUGGAAUUGAGUUUGUGGCCCGGGUUGGUUCCCACAUUCCUGAGUACCUUCUCUCUGGCCUGGAGAUGCACACCAGCCUAUACCACGAGAGUGGGCUCAGCGCUAAGCUCGUCAUGGCUGACAAACAGGUCAAGCUGACCAUCCCUGCUCCUCGGGGUCCUGCCAAGCUCAUCAGCAUCACCAACAAGCUGUUCGAAGUGACCUCUGCUGGAAUGAAACCCAUCCCGUCUCUGGUAGAGGACAGAAUUGAUGUGUCUGAGUGCACUCCAUUCUUAGCUGGUAUGAAGUACUGCACCACCCUUCAGUACUCUGAUGCUAGCUCCCAUGACACUGCACCCUACUUCCCCUUUACCGGAGAUAGCAAGCUUGCUGUGGAGCUCCACCCCACUGGGGAUGUCACUGAAUACACAGCCACCAUCGGCUACGAACUCCUCAGGGAGGGAGAAGAAGGUCGUCAGAAAGUUGACACUGUAAAGGUGGUCCUGAAGGCAGAAGGUGCUGACCCCACUGAGGCCACAGCCACUGUGAAGUACAACAGGAGGAAGAAUGUCCUCACCACCGACAUCCAGAUCCCUGACUUUGACUUGGAGGCCGGAAUCAGACUGGGCGUUGUUGAUGGCAACACCAAGGGCAAAGGAAUACACUCCAUCUCCAUUGACCUCAUCAACAAGAACAUCCCUCAGCUGUCGCUGGUUGGGCGCGCUAAAAUUGAGGCCAUGAAGGAUGCUAUGCUGCAGGUGCAGCUGCUUGUCCCUUCAAUCAAGGCUGACGCCACAGUUACAGCCAACGUGAAGCGUGGUGAGGAACUGGAACUUGAGCUUGAGUGUGACAUCAAGCUCCCAGAGACCACCUCAGUGCAAAAGAUCACCCUAAAAUAUGAUGAUAAGAAGAUUGUGGCUGAGGUCAAGUCUGACAUGAACUCUGAGAUCCAGAACAUCCUCCCUCAUGCUGAGGCAUUCCAGAAGAUGGUCAGUGAUGUUCUUGAUCAGCAGGUGGGCCAGACUGACAUGAAGGUCCGUCACAUCCUCACCAAGUCUGUAGAGGCAACCAACAACUACCUGGAUAAAUAUGCUGCUGAUAUCCCAUACAUGCAGAACCUGAGAGUCCCUGGGAUGCCGGAGAUUACUCUGCCUGAGAAACUUUUCCUGAAUGCUGAGGCCACAGCUGUUUACCACUUCAACACUGAGCAUAUCUUCAUCGCCAUUCCCCUGCCUCUUGGUGGAAAAUCAUCUGAGGAGCUGAACUUCCCAGCUGCACUGACCACACCACACCUGGCUCUGCCCCUGCUUGGACUGGACAUUGCAUCCAUGGAGAUCCCGAUCCCUGAGCUUUUCAUCCCGGAGACCCUUGAUGUGUUUGUGCCCCUCUUUGGAAAAGCUCAGCUGUCCACAAAAGUGAAGAGCAACUUCUACAACUUGGAGGGCUCAGUGUCUGCUGGCAAAGAUGCCGCUGAGACACCAAGCUAUUCUGCCAAGUUUGAUGUGACAGGCAGCUGCUCAAUGGAACUCCUGUGCAUCAAGAUUGAAGGAUCUGGAUUGCUUGCCACCACUCCUGCUGAUUCCAUCAAGGCCCAUGUGAAGACCUCCGUGAGCCACAAGCUCAUUGAUGCCAGCAUUAGCAUAAGGGAAGUAGGCACUGUUACAGACAACAAGAUCAAUGUGAAAUCCAGCAGUAAAAUCGAAGCAACAAGCCCCAUGGGUCUGAGUGUAAACCUAGAGCACACCGGCCAAGUUGGCUUCAAUACUGAAGCGCCAAUACUGGCUCCAACACUGAAGAUCUCUGGUGAUAGCAACUUGGAGGGAACAGUCAAAGCAGGACCUGUCUAUGGCACCACCAUCACCACCCAGUCUUUUACCAUCUUCCCAUUCAGACCAGAGGCAAAGAUUGAUUCUUCCCUGAAAAUUGAUUCAACCAUUCUUAAGGCCCAGAACACCAUUGCUGCAUCGUUUGCCAAUGGUGAGCUGUCUGUUGUGUCUAACAUAAAUGCAUUCGAAGACAUUCUGACCCAUGCUGCUGAACUUGCCUUCAAGGAUAACCAGCUGUCCCUGAAAUGUGAUACCAAUGCCCUUGCCCUUGGCAUGAAGAUCCACAACCAGGUUGAGGGUUCUGUUGGCUCUGGAGCAGUCACAAUCAAGAUGGAGACCAACACUGAAUACUCAACGAAUCGCAUAUACUCUCUUCUCACUGGCUCCCUGGAUGUCAAUGGCCUGGCUGUGAACAGUGAUGCCACUGUAAAGCUGCUUGAGAACAAAGCAGCACACAAAGCUACCCUGACAAUGAACAAGGAUGGCCUGGCCACAAGCGGAACAACCACCCUGCAGGGCCCGUUCGCCAUGGAAAACACCUUUAACGGUGGAAUUGAUGCCUCCAAGGCAACUCUGUCCAUUGAGACCAAGAGUGCAUUGAAUGACAUGAAGGUUGAGAAUGCCAACUCAUUGACCAUCACUCUCUCCAGCCUUGCCUUCAACUCAAAGGCUGAGGCCAUUGUCAGCGAGAGCACUUCCUAUGCACAUGACAUCACCAUUGACCUGCAGGACUACACUGCCUCUGUAAAUGUGAACAAUGACCUGAAACUGCUGGCAGCCAACCUAGUCAAUGAGGCUCAGCUAAAGGCAGUGGUCUACAAAAUUGACUUUACUGGAAGCCUGAAGGGGACCUAUGGUGAGGAAGAGCUCAAACACACCUAUGAGAUCAACUAUGCAGACUUGACAGCUAAUGCUAAGUGCAGCACUACUGGAAGGCUCCUCGGAGCUCACAUGAGCCACAACACUGAGCUUGAAAUUGUUGGCCUUGCUGCAAAGAUCCACAAUGAUGCCCGCUUCAACUCCCAGCCUUUCCGCUUCGACAACACCAUCCGUGCCAGCAUUAUUCCCUUCGACUUCAAUCUUGACGCCAUCUUUAAUGCUGAUGGUGACCUGACCCUGUAUGGCAAGCAGAGCGCUCAGCUCUAUGGAAAAUUCCUUCUUAAAGCACAGCCCCUGGCUUUUGCCAGCUCUCAUGAAUGCAGAGCUUCUGUAACCCAUCAGCUGGACAAUGGCUUCCCCCUGGAAACCACAAUUGACAACAAGAUAGACACACUUCUGACUCCCCAGGAGCAAAGGGCCAUACUUAGGAUGAAGUCAAAGUUGAACAGCCAUGCCCUCAAUCAGGAAGUGAGUGCCUACAACAAUGCUGAAAGGCUUGGACUGGAGCUGUCUGCAACCCUCCUCACCGGACUCCUGAACACAGCUGCCAGUGAAGACCAGGAAUUCACAAUCUCUGGGUUCCUGAAGUAUGAUAAGAACACUGACAGUCACUUGAUUAACCUGCCCUUCCUUAAAAGUUUGCCUGCAAUCCUAGAAAACAUCAAGAUCACUAUUGUUAACAUGGCAGAGGCUAUUCAGAAUUACAUCAAUAGUGAUGAGGUCAAGGCUAAGCUUGAGGCUCUGCCCCAUCAUGUCAGUGACUUUGUUGCCAAACUGAAUCUGGAAGGCAAGGCUGUCCAGCUCAAACAGAACCUGAUUGCCCUCAGCGAGGAGUACCCCAUCACUCUGGAAUACCUAGAGGUCUCCCUUCUGAACCUCAAGAUUGCAGUAGAAAAACUGCUGAUGGGCCUGGCAUCCAGUAUCCAGGGCAUUGUUGCUGCCACCAAGGAGAUGAUUGCAAGUGGCACCCUGUCUGAAACUGUAAUUGAGAGGCUCAGCCAGGAGCUGAAUGCCAUCAAUGAGGAGUAUAAAAUCACUACUAUGAUUGUAGCUGUCAUUGAUGCUAUCGAAGAGCUGAUCAAGCAGAUUGACAUGCAGAAACUGAAGGACAGCAGCAUUUCACUCCUUUACGACAUUGAUGCCCAGUUUGAAAUCAAGACUAAAAUUGAAAACACAGUGAGUGAAUUAAAGCAGUUCAUUGAGACCUUUGACAGAACCAAAACUGCUGAGGAUCUGAGAAACUACAUUUCCUCCAUCAACUUGGAAGCUCAUGUUGAGCAGCUGAUGGAACACCUUCCCACUGAAAUGAUCAGCAAGAUGAUUGAGUCGGUCAAGGCAGUGAUCCAGGAAUUGGACAUCAUUGGCAAAUUGAAUGUUUUCCACGCCAAGCUGAGAGGUCUGAUUGUCAAGUAUGAGGUUGACAAGAAGGUUGAAGCAGUCCUGGAGAAGGUUGCGGGUCUAAUUAAGCAGUUCAAAAUUGUUGAAACAAUUCAGGUCCUUGUUAACAAUCUGAAGGCCAUCGAUAUCCCAGGGAAGGUAAUGCAGAUGCUGGAAGAAACCAUCAACUACUUGAAAACUACUGAGGUCAAACAGGUGAUUGAACAACUGAAUGAAUAUCUUGACUCUGUUGUCCAGCAGCUGAGGUCAUUUGAUUACAAUGCCUAUGUGGAUGAAACCAACCAGAUGAUUGCUGAAUACACUGCUCAUGUAAACGAGCUGAUCAAGGCACUUGAGAUCCCACAGAAACUUCAGGCUUCAAGAGAGUUUGUCAACUUUGUUGUGUCAUCUGCACUUAACUACAUUGAACAUCUGAGGAAAAUCAAGGUUGCAGACAUGAUCAAAACAGUGAAGGACAUGGUCGACCAUGCAAUCCUUAAUGACCUUAAGGCAAUUUCUGAGAGGCUAAAGCAGAGAAUCACCGAUAUGGACCUUAGAAAUGAUAUCAUCUCAUACCUGCAGCAGGUGAGCGAACACUACACCAAGGUCAUCACUGUCAUAAAUGAGGUGUACGGCAAUGUGAUUGAGGUGAUCCAGAAUUUUGCUGGUGAACAACAAAUUGUCAGCGAGGUCAAGCAGAUAAUUGAGGGAGUUGUUACUGGACUGAAGACAGCUGAGCUGGACUUCCCUUCAUUCACCAUCCCUCUCACUGACCUGGUCAUACCCUCCAUGAAGGUCAACCUGGAGAAGCUUCAGGAGAUUGAAAUUCCAACACAGCUGGAUAUCCCUGAGUUCACUAUCCUGGGUUUCCACACAGUGCCAGCCACCACCGUUUCCUUUGACGAUAUCAAGCAGAAGGUCACAGAGCUCAUAGAUUUUAUUGUCAACUUUGAGAUCCAGAAUCUUAAUUUGGAUGUUUUCUUUGGAAACCUGACCAUAAGCUACCUGCCAACCCUACCUGACAUUACCCUCCCAGAGAUUACAUUCCCAGAGUUCUCCUUCCCUGUCCUACCUAAGGUGGCCGCAGAGAAGCUCCUAGAGAUUCCAACUCUCCAGAUCCCUAAGAUCAAGCUCCCUGCCAUUCCCAGUGAGAUCAGUGUCCCUUGCUUUGGCAAGCUCUAUGGUGAGAUCAAAGUCAGCACCCCCAUCUACAGCAUUAGGACCUCUGCUGAGCUCCAGAACUCUACUGACAGUGAGGAGACUCCUCAGCUCACUGCUUUCCUAACCUCCCAGGCCAUAUCUCCCAUUUUUGAGAUAUUCAGCUACAACCUGGACUCCACUGCUCGCGUUGCCAUCCCCAAGUUUAACCGUGUGAUAGUUGCAGAGACCCUUAAGUUUACCCACACUGCACUUGCAGUCGAACACCAGGCAUCAGUGACCCUCUACCGCCUUGCAGCCCAGGCCUCAGCUAAGACCACAGUCAAGGCAACCACUGCACACUACACGGCUGACAUUGUCAAUAAUGCCUUCUUUGCCACAUUGGGUGGUAUGUCUGCAUCUGUGGACACUACCUACAACCACCAGAUCAAUAUCCCAAUCCUUGGCUUCACCAAUGGAGCCUCUGUGACCCAAAAGGCUGUUGCCCGCCUGGAGGACACAACAAUCACUCUGACCAUUGGAAAUGAUGGUGCUAUCAAGUCCAACUCUCACAAGGGCACAUACAAGUGUGACCUUCACUUCGCCAUCAGUCCCAGCACUACUAAGCUGACAAUCUCCGCUGACACCGACACUGCCCUUCUGAAGAUGAAGCAGACCAUGAACGCUGAUGCAGUCAUUCUCAGUCACAUCACAUUUGAGGCCCGCUCUGAGGCAGAAGGCCCAGCCAUCAAGAACAGCCUUCUGGUGGCAUCUGGAAAUGCCAAUUUGGGAGAUAUGAAGGUUGAACUGAAGGCAAACCAUGACACAGAGCUUGUUGGAGAUCUCAGUGGAAUCCUGUCAAACUCACUCACUGUUAAGAUUCAUCCUAUUGAAGUUGUCUUUGACUUCCAAAACAAGGGAAACACCAAGCUCAGCUUCAACGAGGCACUGAUGGCCAAGAUUGAUCUCCAGAAUGACUACUCUGCCACAAUCAAGCCUGAAGCUCAACAGAUCAACACUGUGGCUCUUGCCCGUUUCAACCAGUACAAAUCCUCCUACAACUUCACUAUUGACAACAAUAAAAAGGAGGCUGGUAUCUUUGCUACCAUGAAUGGUGAGGCUAAUCUUGAAUUCCUGACAAACCCCAUCAGCAUCCCUGAGAUUGAUCUGCCCUUCAUUAACUUGCACAUUCCAGCCAUCAGCGAUCUGAACCUGUAUGAGCAUACUGGCUUGAAGAACAUCUUGACCACCACUGAGCAGUCUCUUGAUGUUGAUUCCAAGAUCCUGUACCAGAAGAGUCAAUUUCACUCUCUGGGCAACCUGAUCACCGAACUCUCCCUGAAGUCACCCAUCUUCAAUCUGAAUGCCAAUGCUGGACUUUACACUGAAGAUGACCUUGUGUUCCGUCUCAGAGCUACCACAGCCUCCGUUUUUGAGGCUCUUAAGACCAAGCUUGAUGGCACCACCAGUUUGACCACCAAAAGAGGACUUAAACUGGCCACUGCCCUGUCCUUGGAGAAUGCCCACAUUGAGGGAAACCAUGACAGCACUUUCAGCCUAAGCACCGACAACCUGGAAGCUGCGGUGUCUGUGGCUACCAUUGCAAAGAUUGCCCUGCCCAUCUUCAACCUAGAAGCCAAUCAGAAACUUGUUGCAGACACCAAGACCAAGCCAAAUGCUGCCUCUACAUUGAAGCUGAAAGGUGAUUUCAACCUGCCCCUUAUCAAAGCAAUUGGCAAGGUAGAGGCUGACCACAGCCUGAAGCUAGAGGGAACCCUUGAGUACAUCUCCGUGGAGUCAUCCAUCAAGGGCAACAUUGAUGGCACAAUCCUGGAAUACAAUGCUGUUUUGGGAGCUCUGCACAAUGAAGCUAACAUCUACCUGAAUGCUGAUGGCCUACGCUCCACCUCAAAGAUCAUUGCCAAUGCCAAACUCAGCAACGGUGAGACAACUAUCCUGGAAAUGGAUGUGGAUGAGAAUCUGGCUGUUGAGGCAUCCGUGAGCCGUGUGUAUGCAGUGCUGAAAUUCGCCAGCAACAACGAAGCCAAUGUGAUUACCUUCAACACCACGGGAAAGCAUGUAGCCCGGGCUACCAUUGACUUUGCACCAUUGACAUCACUGACUGCUGAUGUUGAGAUUGACAUGUCUCAGCCAAGCAACAUGGGUGACAUUUCCCUCUUUGAGAAGACUGCUGUCGAGCUGACAUGUACCAAGCAGAAAAUCUCUACCACCGCCAAGAUAGCCACCCCUGUGUAUACAACAAAUCUGGCAGCUGAGUUGAAGGGUGAUGCCCCUGCCUUCAAGGCUGAACUGAAGUCAUCUGCUACCUCUGUCAUCAACUUCCUGGAUUACGACGUGGAUGCUUCCUUCACUGCAAGCUUUGAGAACGAAGCCCUGAGCGUGAAUGGCAAGGCUGUCCUUAACCAUGCAGAUCUGACCAUGGACAUUCAGAAUGUGAUUACCCAGGCUAUGAGUGUCUCCCGUCACACCCUGAAUGUGGACAUCACCAGCCCAACCUUCACUGAUGUGAACUUCCGCUAUGCUGCCCGCAGAGAUGGAGUCAGUGCUUCCAUCUCUACUCCAUCCACUGGGUUCUUGGGUCUUCAGCUCCAGGGCAGGAUCCCAUCUCAGCUGAGCGCUAAACUCUACAGCCGUUAUGCUUCUGCCCCUGAGGAUGAUGUUGACAUCUUGGUCAUCAGAGCUACUGCUAAGGAUGCCGAUAAGAUAAAACUACAGGUUGCCUACAACAUGAAAGCUCCCCACGACAUGCUCCUGGGUCUGAAGGAGAGACUCCCUGCCAUCACAUCCACCCUGAACAGCUUCUCUAACAAGUAUAAGAUCUUCGGGCACGUGGAGGGGCUGAAAAGCUCCAUCAUCAACCUCAUUGAGGAAGCCUACACUGCUGCCAACAGCCACGCAGCUGAGCUGAACCAGCUGUCAAUCCUCUUCAGGAACACUGUUUUCCAGUUCCAGAAAACCAUCCAGGUGUUCCUGGAUGCUGCCAUUAAGUUCCUUAGGGAGACAGAGUUCAAGCUCCCUGGCUCUGAGGAAAUUACCACCCUGCCUGAGGUCCUCAAGCAGCUGACCACCAGCAUUGCCACUAUGGUUGAGCAGGCCAUCCAGAUGCUCAUAGACAGAGCAGAGGCCUCCUUCAAUGCUCUGGUCGAUAUGAUCAGCGACAUCCAGGUCACUAUGCCAAUUGGUGAUGUGAUAACUGGAGCCCAGAUUAUAGAUAACAUGAAGUAUGCUCUUGCCCAGUUUGUGGGUCUGGUGAAGCAUCUGGAGAGCCUUGACAUGGUCCUGGAGAAGCUUGGCGAGACCCUGAAGGUCAUUGUUGAGAAGGCCCAGGAGUUUGUCGACACUCUGAAGUCUGACUACCUGGAUGCCGUCGCUAUCUACAUCAACGCUCUGUACAAUAACCUUGUCGGCGUGAUCAAGACCGUCCUGGACCAAGUCAAUACUGUGUUGAACAUGGAGCAGGUGAACUUAGCAAUGGAACACAUCGCUGACAUGGUUCUGUCUGUGGUUAACCAGCUCAACCUCGCCAUCACUGGUCUUCUGCAGCAGGCUUCUGAGGAGGCCCAGGCUUUCAUCAAAGUUAACGGUGGAAGGCUUGAGAUCGAGCUUCCCUUUCCCUUCCACCAGUGAGAUAACCUCACAGACUGAACCCUGAGUCUAACACUACAAUGUGUUUAACAUUAUGCUAUUCUGAGGCACAGGGCUGGGAACGUACCUCAAACAAGUAUUUCAGCACAUCUUUAAAGCCUUUAGGUAAACAUGCAGCUAUUAUUUGAUCAUUUUUGUGUAAAUGACAAUUGGUACACUUACCAACAUAAAAAUGAAAUACUGUUGAGUCCUAUUUCCCUAUCUGUCUGUACCAUACAAGAUGCAAUAUGAGAGUACAAAAUAAAUAACA
Molecule: messenger RNA, 11620 nt
Organism: Oncorhynchus kisutch (coho salmon)
Lineage: Eukaryota; Metazoa; Chordata; Actinopteri; Salmoniformes; Salmonidae
Product: apolipoprotein B-100
Exons: 27
Biological process (GO): cholesterol transport; triglyceride mobilization; lipoprotein transport
Cellular component (GO): low-density lipoprotein particle; mature chylomicron; very-low-density lipoprotein particle
Molecular function (GO): low-density lipoprotein particle receptor binding; cholesterol transfer activity
Source: RefSeq, a predicted model, not a curated record